CAGACCGACAGGUCGCAGCGUCACAGACAGACAGGCAGACAGACAGGUCGCAGCGUCACAGCCCUGUGUGUCGGUCGGGACCUAGCGUUAGCUGCGGUGUAAGCUGCGGGGGAGAGGCGGUUCUUGAAGGCGUGGAAACCCACUUGACGUUACCGAUAACGGGAUAUCGAUCCCAAGUGAUCGGUGCCGAUGAAACGACCCGUCUCGUGUGGACCCGGAGGAGAAGAAGAGACUUUUACAGUCACACGGUUCUUCAGAUACAACCGGAAGGACCCACCAGAGCCCGGAUGUGUGGACUAACGUGUUGAAGAGGACUUUGUAGAGGGAGACGGACCCGAACGGAGCCGAGCGACACCGAGCGGGUCCGAGUGAGCGAAGCGUUUUUAACGGAGUUGUCUGGAGGAAACGUUUCUGUGAGCUCGUGAAGAUGUCUAAAGUCCAACAGCUGAGAUGUUUAGUCAACCAGCGACUAACUGCGGCUGCGCAAGAGAUCUUUGGUCUGUUGGAAAGAACGAUAGCAGAGUACGAGGAGGAACUUUGUAGUUCCAGAGAGGAGAACGAGCGACACCGGAAACGACUGGACGCCGUGUUCAACCCGGAAGUCCGGUUACAAAGAGCAGAUCUUCUGCUCUCCAGCUUCAGGCUGCGUUUGCUUCACUGGAACUUCCCUGAUGGAGGACUGGUUCCUCCUCUUCUGCAGCCCAAGGCUUUAUUAUAUUGUUCUUUAUCAAUAAAAGGACAAUUAAUGACAACAGAGGUCAUGCUUCUCUCAGAGCCCCCCCACAUUAAAGAGGAACAGGAGGAACUCUGGACCAGUCAGGAGCGAGAGCAGCUUCAAGGGCUGGAGGAGGCUGGUCUCAAGUUCUCAUUCACUGUAAAGAGUGAAGAUGAUGAAGAGGAAGCUCAGUCCUCUCAGCUUCAUCAAAGACAAACUGAACACAUGGAAACAGAAGCUGAUGGAGCGGAUUGUGGAGGACCAGAACCAGACAGGAAGUUAGAUCCAGAAAGACAUCCAGGACCAGAUACUGAUGAGACUGAGGACAGUGCUGAUUGGGAGGAGACUGAGGACAGUGAUGAUGGGGAGGAGACUGAGGAACCUCAGUCAGAUGUGAACCCUCAAAACAAAGAAGUACCUGUAGGUGAUGUGAACUGUAGUACUGGAAAUACAUCAAUCAGCUCUCCUGAAUGUGCUGGAAGCUCUGACCACAAGGGACAUCUGGAGAAACCCACUAGCUCCAAAACAGGAGAGAAACCAUUUCAAUGCUCUGUGUGUGACAAAAGAUUUGGAUUAAAUAAGACUCUAAAGAGACACAUGACUGUCCACACAGGAGAGAAACCAUUUCAAUGCUCGCUUUGUGAGAAAAGAUAUGGAUUCAAUAACGCUCUAAAGAGACACAUGGCUGUCCACACAGGUGAGAAACCAUUGAGUUGUUCAGUGUGUAGUAAAACAUUUACACAAAAGGGACACCUGAACAGUCACAUGACUCUCCACACAAGAGAGAAACCAUUUAGUUGUUCAGUUUGUAGUAAAACGUUUUCACAAAAGGGAAACCUGAACGUUCACAUGACUGUCCACACAGGAGAGAAACCAUUUAGUUGUUCAGUUUGUAGUAAAACAUUUACACAUAAAGGAAACCUGAACGUUCACAUGACUGUCCACACAGGAGAGAAACCACUUAGUUGUUCCAUGUGUAGUAAAACAUUUAUACAUAAGGGACACCUGAACUAUCAUAUGAAUGUCCACAAAGGAGAGAAACCAUUUAGUUGUUCAGUAUGUAGUAAAACAUUUACACAAAAGGGAAUCCUGAAAGUUCACAUGACUGUCCACACUGGAGAGAAACCAUUUAGUUGUUCAGUUUGUGAUAAAACAUUUUCACUAAAGCACACUCUGAAACGACAUUUAAUUAUCCACACUAGAGAAACUAAUUAGUCGUGGAGUUUCUCAACAAGAUUCUCUUGUCUCGGUUAUUCCAAAAAUCGUAAAUGUAUUUAUGAGAGUCUCUAAAUAAACAUUGUUAAACAUUUAAAAACUGUCAGGCUGAUACAGACUCCAACAUAAAUCUAUUCAGCUGAGAUUAAGCUUCACAUCAAUUUAUAUUCUUUGACGUCAGUUUCUCUGGUAUUGUCUUAUGUUUCAUGUGUUAUGUGUUGUCAUGUAUAUAUGAAUUUAAAUGGUUUUCCAUUGUCAAAGUAUUUCAUGUCCUCUAUGCAGCACUGUGGUUUGAGCUGAAUUCUCAUCGGUGAUGAAACUGAGGAACAUUUGUAACCUUCUUUCUCUUCAGCAACGUUUCUCUUCAGUUUAAACUCAAUACUUCCUUCAUUUAGUUUUACUGUAGAAACUGACAUUUUGUUCCAUAACUGAAG
This is a messenger RNA of Cyclopterus lumpus (lumpfish), 2364 nucleotides long. Its product is annotated as gastrula zinc finger protein XlCGF57.1-like. Lineage: Eukaryota; Metazoa; Chordata; Actinopteri; Perciformes; Cyclopteridae. Gene Ontology annotation, molecular function: RNA polymerase II cis-regulatory region sequence-specific DNA binding; DNA-binding transcription factor activity. The record is from RefSeq and is a predicted model, not a curated record. The coding region runs from base 428 to 1930 and encodes 500 amino acids. Gene Ontology annotation, biological process: regulation of transcription by RNA polymerase II. The transcript is spliced from 4 exons.